AUUUUGCAAAUCUCUUGGCAUCAUAGUGCUGUAUGCAUCAUUGAAUAACUGAAGAACGAGAGUGGGACCCAUGUACAGAAUUCAGGAGAUUUUUAUAGUCUGUAAAAUUUUUAUUGCUUAAUGGAAAUUUGACUUUUCCACUAGUUUUUGAUACAGACACAGAGGAGGGAAGAGAAGAGACGAUGAAAGUGAGUUGCAUAGAAACAGGAAGAAAUUUCAUUCUUGUUGUGUUAGUGUUUGAUAUUUUCUCAUCGCUUUCUCUUGCUGCUGUUUCUCAAUCUUCACCGCAAUGCACAGCUUGGCUUGUCCAAUCAAUUCCUACCGAUUUGCUCCACCUCCCCCGUGUUUCUGGCGUCCUCUCUACAGCGGACGUGUUUCGGUGGUUGGCUGGGAACUCAUCCCAGACGUUGGACAUUACAACUCAGUACUGGCAGCUGAGAGCUCAACCUGAAAAUCCUCUUUCAGGGGAUUAUGGAUACUCCAAAGAUGAUUUGCAGAAUUUUGGUGCUCAUGAGGGUUAUGGUGUUUACAAAGCCCUAGAGAAUGCUGCUGAUCGCAAUGUCAAUAUCAGGUUGCUAUCACACUCAGGAAGAAACCCUUAUUAUACCUCGGAACCAGCCGAACUUGCUUCGGGGAGACCAAAUGUAAAGAAUGUGACUUUGUUACUUAGUGAAUGGUGGGAAAAAGGUUUAAUCCAUUCAAAGAUAUGGGUGUCGGAUAAUCGAGAUGUAUAUAUUGGAUCUGCGAACAUGGAGUGGAGAUCUCUUACUCAGGUGAAUGAACUUGGAAUCUAUCUUGUUGGUUGUCCAAUAAUUGCAAAACAGGUUGUGUCCUACUUUGACAACCUAUGGACACUUGCAUCCCUUAAUUCUCCAGAUUAUACAAAAAUCGUGUCAGAUCAAAAGUGGCAGAUUGAAAGAAAAGUUCCUUGCUGGUCCCGGUUCCUUGAUUCUCAAGUCAGGUGUAGGUCUCCUCUUCCUCCAUUCAUAGAAACUCCCCAUGUAGCAGGAUAUCCUGUGCUGUCAGAUCCUAAUAUGUUUAAAUUGCCAAUUCAGACUCCUGGAUGCAACUAUUUAUCAGCUUUUGAGCCUCAAUCCAGCUAUCUCUCUUUUGCUCCUCCAGAGCUGUUAUUUGGCAGUUACCAGGCUGAUGAACAGGCAUGGGUGGAGACUAUUAAAUCUGUUGGGAAAGGAGGGACUGUAAGGAUAAGUACCAUGGACUGGCUUGAUCAGUCCCAAUAUACCAAGCAAACAGUUUACUGGUCGACCCUAUCCUCUGCAGUAUCAGAGGUUGUGUUUGGAAAGCAUGCAACAGUGAAGAUACUGGUAGCAUACUGGGCACAUCUUUUCAACAACGCAGAUCAGUAUCUGAAUUCGCUCCUCUACUCGAACGUUCUUUGCUCUUCUUCAAAGCACAACAAAUGCACAGGGAAAGUAGAAAUCAAAUACUACAUCGUUCCGGGUUUCAACAUGACAGGACCAGCUAUAAAGGAUGGAGAAAAGACGGAAAACAGGUACCCUGCUCAUAGCAGGUUCUACCAUGCAAAAUAUGCAGUGAGUGAUGUCCGAGCUCAUAUUGGGUCCAGCAAUAUUAUAUGGGAUCAUUUUUAUUCAACAGCUGAUGUGAGCUUUGGUAUUUACGAUCCCGCCAUUGUUUCCCAACUUGAAGAAAUCUUUGAUGCUGACUGGAAUUCUCCCUAUGCAGUCCCAGUGGAAGAGGUGGUAGAGGGUGGUCCUCUGCAUUGUGUCGGAAGCUCCAUGUCGAUGAACAGUGUAUUGAAAUUGUAAUCCAUGCUACGAUGACUAUCAAUUUGUAUGCUUUGUAUUAUUUAUUAAAUAACUUCUUGCAACUCUAAUGCUAGUUGGAAAUAAAAUAAGCUUGAUAAGAUAAUGACCA
Messenger RNA from Ziziphus jujuba (common jujube), 1896 nucleotides. RefSeq lists its product as uncharacterized. Bases 183 to 1787 code for a protein of 534 amino acids. The record is from RefSeq and is a predicted model, not a curated record. The transcript is spliced from 7 exons. Lineage: Eukaryota; Viridiplantae; Streptophyta; Magnoliopsida; Rosales; Rhamnaceae. Gene Ontology annotation, molecular function: catalytic activity.